CAUCCAAGUUGGGGGUGUAGGCCACUCAGUCACAUACAAUCAAAGAUGUUUGAGUUUCCAUGCGCAGUGACUAGGGAGGUAAACCGCAGAGCAUUACUACCCCUCCUCCAGCCCCAGGCGCUCGGGCCUCCACACUUUAGGGGUUUAAUCAGAAGAAUCUUUUUUUCUGUCUAAAUAGAAACUGGUCAUGCGAUGCGAUUUGUUUCUGCCGGACGACAGAAGAAAAAACUAGAUAAGACCUGUUGACGAUGAUGGAUUACUCAAAGGCGCAAUUGUCAAGCUUAUCCGAGGAGGGCAGUUCGGCUGGGUGUCCUCAGUCCAGUCCUGCUGGAGUGAAGCUGGAGGCGAUGAUGGAGCAGCUGCAGAGACAACAAGGAGCCAAACUGGAGAUGAACCUGCAGGAGAAACAUCUCCUUCAAGCUCAGUUCCUGUUCGCUCAGCACGCUGCUGCUGCUGCAGCCAGAGCCUCGGGCUCCAGGCUAGACUCUGCAUUAUUUGGCAAAGCAGAUGGAAGGACUUAUCAAGAAGCCCAACAAGCUUUGAACAGCCAUCUCAGCAGAAUGGAUCCAGAUGAAGAGGAUGAAGACACAGACGAGGAGGAGGAUGAACGAGAGAUGGCGGAAGUAGAUGAAGAAGAGGAGGAGGAAGAGGAGAAUGGGCCUCAUCAGCAGGCGAAGAAGGCCAGACUCCAGCAGGUUCCUGGCUUCCCCUUCCCUCCUUACUCCACACCUCAAUCAACUGCUGCGAAGCAAAUGUCUGAAUCUCCACCUCCAGCAAUAAAACAGGAGCAGGAGGAGAAGGACCUGCCAUCUCCCGCAGGCCCUCACGCCUUCACAUCACCCAAUGGUUUCACCGACUGGGGCUAUGAUGAGUCAUUUAAACAAAGAGGAAGUGCCAUCUGGGCUGAGGAGAAUGAUGGAGGAAAAGUAAGAGGGGAACCAUCCAGGGACUUUGCCAAGCUUUAUGAACUGGAUAAUGACCCACAACGGAAGGAGUUUCUUGAUGAACUCUUUGUCUUUAUGCAGAAACGAGGAACUCCUGUGAACCGCAUCCCCAUCAUGGCAAAGCAGGUGCUGGACCUGUACAAGCUAUAUAAGCUGGUCACAGAGAAAGGAGGCCUGGUGGAGGUUAUUAACAGGAAGAUCUGGAGGGAGAUCACCAAAGGUCUCAACCUCCCCACGUCGAUCACCAGCGCAGCCUUCACCCUACGCACCCAGUAUAUGAAGUAUCUGUACCCGUUUGAGUGUGAGAAGAAGGGACUGAGCUCUCCUGGUGAGCUGCAGGCUGCCAUCGACAGUAACCGCAGAGAGGGUCGGCGUCCCAGCUACACCAGCAGCUUGUACCGCUACUCUCCCUCCCCGAGCUCUGCUCCACACGCCCUCCUCUCUUCUCCCACGAUGCAAACCCCCUCAGCCGCACACAAUGGCCUGAAUACAUCCGCUAGUCCAAAUCUGAAGAGAAACACAGAUGAGACCUCCACCCCUGUAAUACCCAGCCGGCUGCCCAUGGCUCUGGCACUGGGGCAGCAGCAGCAACUGGCACAAGCUGCCACAUUAGAGCAUCUCAGAGAGAGGCUGGAGCGAGGGGCAGGAGGAGCUGCAGCUGACCCUCCAGAGAAGAAAAUGAUGCGGCUGGCGGAGGAGCAGCAGCGUCUCAUGCAGCAGGCCCUCCAGCAAAACCUCCUGGCCAUGGCCUCCCACUUCAACCCAACGAACCUCAAGCUUAACAAUGGACAUGAGACCAAACAAGAUUUGUCUCUGAGUAUCUCCACUAAUGGGGCAGCAAGUAUCAGUGUAUCAGUGGAGGUCAAUGGGACUAUUUACUCAGGAACGCUGUUUGCCCAGAAGCCAGCUGCUCCUGUGGCGUCACAGGCUGUAACUCUGGCGGGAACAAGUGGUUUCAGUGCCCUCUCCUCCUCACACAGUCCUUCAUCUUCAUCUUCCACCUCCUCAAAGGGACCGAAUUAAGGUUCACUGGCUCUUAAAUCUGGUCUGGGCAAAAUAAUUACACAGUAUUCCUCUCUCAGACAAGAACUAUAUGAACUUUAGGGAAAAUCAGCUGCAGCACAUGAAGCAAUUCCAUUUUUUUCUUUUUUUUCUUUUAUUUUUUGUAGCAUUGUUUUUCCAGUAUUUCAACAGCGUAAUGUGCUUUAAAUGAUUCAUGUCAAGACAAUAUUGAUGUUUGACCUCAAAGGCUUCCAAACUGACUAUAAUGUAGAUUCUGGUCACAGUUUACCUUAGUGCCUGUCUAGUGAAGCUUUUUUCAGAUGUAGUGACAUUCAUGUGUAGCAAAGGGCUUUACAAAGUUUGUCCAGAAGUGUCUUUAUAGCAGAAAAAUGCACAAUGACAACCAAUCCCAAGCUCUUUUGGGUGUCACUUACAUUUAUAGUUAAUUAUCAAACAGUUCUAUAGCUGCCCUUUUUCCAUAGUUGUCAGUAGAACAGUGUGUUUGCCAAAGUGCAGCUAAUGAGGACCAAAGAGUCGUAACUCAGUGUCGUAGCUCCUGUCUGUAACAGUUUUGCUGAAGCCAUUUUUUUUAUCCCUAUCGGUAAAAAUGUGGUUAAAUUUGAGUGAAAGCUUAUUGUUUAUACCUUUCAUCGCAGCUUUCAGAAAUGAUGUACAUCAUCAGUUUUCAGAAGUUGUGUCUCCUGAAGAAUCAAAUAGAAUUUAAAAGAAAUUGGUUGGAAGUUGGUUGGAUUUGUUUUAUGUUUUGUGCUGUUUUAUUUUAUUUUUUUUCUAUUUGAUUUUUUUUUUUUAUUUAAUCAUUUGAUGCAGCCUGAAAAGUGCAAACAUUUAUUUUAUGUCAGCUGUGAAUCAAAGGCAUAAUUUGAUAGACAUAGUUUCUGCUGGGAUCUUAUGCUAUAUGUAAGAAAGAAGUGAUACAACAUUUACCUCAUUUGACUUCCCGUGUUGGUAAGUUUCUCUGGAAUUUCUUCUGGACUCAGGAAUGUUCUCUGGACUCAUCACUGUUAUACUCUAUCUCAUAAUAUAUUGCUGUGUUGUUUGUAUAAAGGCAGAGAAUGUAUUGUUAAUGACCUCAAGCUUUUGACAAGUGAACACUGAAACAGUGCUACCUCACUCCUCUAGAGAAAUAUGCAAUACUUGCAAUGCAGCGUGUGUUGUUUCAGCCAUCUGAUGAAAUAUACUGCAUGUGGACAAUCAAGUAGACAUAUCAUUGCAAACAAAUGUCACUGUGAACUUGACAUCUGUAAAAAAUCAAGGUUAAUGUUUAACUCUGUUUUGGUCUUUGAUUAACAUAUUUCUCAGACGUGGCCAUGAGGAAUAAAGCAAUCGUGUGUGCUGUAGAAAGACUAUUCUGUGAUUGUGAACAUUUCGGAAAUUCAUGGAAAGAUCAUAAUAAUUUGCUACUGGAGCUACUAAAGUUUUUCAU
Lates calcarifer (barramundi perch) is the source of this 3390-nucleotide messenger RNA. RefSeq names its product AT-rich interactive domain-containing protein 3B. The transcript has 9 exons. Gene Ontology annotation, biological process: regulation of transcription by RNA polymerase II. Bases 249 to 1967 code for a protein of 572 amino acids. Gene Ontology annotation, molecular function: DNA binding. Gene Ontology annotation, cellular component: nucleus. Lineage: Eukaryota; Metazoa; Chordata; Actinopteri; Centropomidae. The record is from RefSeq and is a predicted model, not a curated record.